AUGGCUGAUAGAUUCCCUUCUCUUGAGGACUUUGACUCUGGUGCGCAAACGACUCAAGGCGACUCUACUUUCGAAGGAGGUGCCGAUGAUUUCCUGAGUCGUGAGAAGGCCCUUUUGGGUGACGAUGCGGAUCAAUUUGCUACUGGCAAUGACAAUGCCGCAUUUGUAGAGGAUGGCGAUGAUGAUUUAUUGGGUGGAGGUGGAGGAGAGGAUGUUCAUGAAUUUGAGAGUUCUUUCCCUGCCAUUGAUACUCGCAAUGAGAAUGUUUCACCAAGCGGACAAAUCACCAGCACAUACACCAAUUACCAGCCCCAAGUUUCCGACGAAGAAGAGCCAGAGGUCAUCAAGCAAUGGCGCGAACGUCGAGAUCUCCAACUUCAAGCGCGUGAGGAGAGAUCCGAAGAAAAGAAGCAAGAAACUAUCAAGACUGCCCAACAAAACAUUGAUGAUUUCUACGAGAAUUACAACACCAAAAAAGAGAAGACCAUUGCGCAGACUCGUCGUGAAGCUGAGGAGUUUUUAGCAAGCCGAGAAGAUACAUCUGCUGGUGGAACUAGCUGGGAGCGUAUCGCGAAAUUGGUUGAUUUGAGUGGAAAGGGUGCUAGAGGUGGUGCAAAUGGCACUGGAAAGGAGAAGUUCAGAGAACUGUUGAUGAGCUUAAAGAAGGAUGAGAAGGCGCCUGGUGCUACUGGAUAUUAG
Messenger RNA from Botrytis deweyae, 699 nucleotides. RefSeq lists its product as uncharacterized. The coding region runs from base 1 to 699 and encodes 232 amino acids. Gene Ontology annotation, biological process: clathrin-dependent endocytosis; intracellular protein transport; clathrin coat assembly. Gene Ontology annotation, cellular component: clathrin coat of coated pit; plasma membrane; clathrin coat of trans-Golgi network vesicle. The record is from RefSeq and is a predicted model, not a curated record. Gene Ontology annotation, molecular function: structural molecule activity; clathrin heavy chain binding. The transcript is spliced from 3 exons. NCBI's taxonomy places the organism in Eukaryota, Fungi, Ascomycota, Leotiomycetes, Helotiales, Sclerotiniaceae.